AUGACUGACGAAAUGACGGAAAUCAAACAGAUGAACUUCGGGUGGCUGCAUGCGCCGCCGUUUCCGCCGGCGUGUUGUCAUUGCUUGAUGGUUCGCUCGGGGACUGGUGUUGUGCUGGUGGAUACGGGGAUUGGUCUGCAGGACAUUGCCGAUCCGGUGGGGCGAAUUGGGCAGGAGGCGAUUGAUGCCGCGGGGUUUUUGUUUCUGCCUGCGAUUACGGCGGUUCGUCAGCUAGAGCAGUUGGGGAUUCGGCCGAUGGAGGUUAGCGACAUCGUGCUGACACACUUCGACCCCGAUCAUGUCGGUGGACUGGCUGACUUUCCGCAGGCCAAGAUCCACGUCGCCGAAGAAGAGAAGCGGAACUUGGACUCGGGCAAUCCGCGUUACAGUGCCGCGCAGUUUGCUCACAAACCUAAUUGGAUCACCUACGAGACGGAUGAUUGCGAUACGUUGGGGGUCGCUUCUCGGCGGGUUCACACGGCCCUGGGAAUUGAUAUUCGGUUGGUUCCGCUGUUCGGACACACGAAUGGACAUUGUGGCGUGGCCAUCCAAGCGAAUGACGCUUGGACGCUUCAUGUUGGUGAUGCUUACUAUUUGCGUGAUGAGUUGACCAAUACGAAACAUCCGGUUGAUGAGUUGGCAACGUUGAGGGCUGACGACAAUCAGCGGCGGUUGGAAUCGCUGGAGGUUCUGCGGCAACUCACGCGGCGCACGGAUGUUGAGCUGACUUAUUUCGGGUAUCACGACGUGGGUGAGCUUCCGGGUGAUAUUCUGCGGCUUGAGGAUGUGCUGAAGGAGUUGAAGGGCUAUGGCACGGAGCAGAACCGUAAGGUGUAUCGGCGGCAUGGUGUGGGUGGGGAUGUGUAUGGUGUGAGCUACGCCCACUUGGGGAAGUUGCAGAAGGCGAUUGGGUUGGAUCAGGAGUUGGCGCUAGCGUUGUGUGACUCGGGCGUGCACGAUGCGCGGGUGUUGGCCACGAUGGUGGCUGAUCCACAGGCGAUGAAGUCGGGCGAUCUCGAGCGGUGGUGCAAGUCGCUCGAUAACUAUGUGGUGACCGACGCUUUCGUGAAGCUGGCCGGGAAGUCGCGGUUCGCCCAGGCGAAGAUGAAGAAGUGGAUUCGCUCGCGGAACGAAUGGAUCGCCAGCGCCGGUUGGGGUGUGGCGGGCAGCCUGGCCUUGCAGGACGAGGGGCUAAGCGGGGAAGAAAUGGAUGGCCUGUUGGAGACAAUCGAGGGGGACAUUCAUCAGCAGAAGAACCGCGUGCGGCAUGCGAUGAACAUGACGUUGAUCUCCAUCGGGCUGCAUAGCGAGGCGUUCAAACGAAAGGCCAAGGCUGCGGCGAAGCGGAUCGGCAAGGUCGAAGUGGACCACGGCGAGACGAAUUGCAAGACGCCUGAUGCGGCCGCUUACAUUGAUAAAUCGUGGGAACACAAGCGGCGGAAGCAUCGAUCCUGCUGA
Messenger RNA from Cladocopium goreaui, 1458 nucleotides. NCBI's taxonomy places the organism in Eukaryota, Dinophyceae, Suessiales, Symbiodiniaceae. The record is from the annotation of a GenBank genome assembly.